UUGUGAUGAAAUAACCGUUAUAUCGGGACAGAACUCUCACAGUCACUUGUGAUUGCCCAACAAGCAAUCAGAUAUUUGCAACAGACUGAUAGAAAGUUGCGUCUUUUACCAUAACGGACAGCUCAGGAAAAAUAAUUGGCAGACCUCAACAGGGCUUUCAGAUGGCUUCUUACUAUAGUAAUCCUUCUGACUAUGGACAAAGCUAUGGAGAGUUUGACCCUCAGAGUAUACCAUAUCCUCACCCAGUGAACUUUCCACCCCCUCCAGUUCACAACCCUGCUAUGUUUCCUCCUCCCCCAGGGCAGUUUUUUGUGCCAAAUUUAAACAACUUUCAAACACAGUAUUAUGGAGAUCAAGGAAUACAAAGGCAAAUGUCUCAAUCUGAUAAUAAUCCUCAGGGUCUAGGACAAAUGUCAGGAAAUAACAAUGCUUAUCACAACAACCAAAUGAAGCAAGACAGAAGAAAUCAGAAUCCGAACAGUGCUAGAGGCUAUAGACCUCAAUCUGCUAGGGGUCAAGGUCACAGAGGGGGUCACAAUCAAGGUUAUAGAGGAAAUCCUAGUCAAGGCUACAGGGAAGGUCAGACUUCUGGAUAUGAAUGGGAGAAUGGUCAGGGAUAUGAAAGAGGGCAAGGAUAUAGAAGAGGUCAGAGACAUGAGAAACUUCAAGGUCAUAGGCUUGAGAGAGGUCAAAGGUCGGAAAAGUAUGGAUCAGUUAAAGAGAGAGAUCAACCUCUUAAACAAAACAAGGAAGAAAGUGGAAAAGUAAAAGACAAUGCAGAUAAAGAAAAUGAAAAACAAAGUGAGAAUGAAAAAUUAUACCAGGAAAAAUCUAGUAAAGAUCAGAAUUUAGAAGAAGAAAAAGCAGAUGUAAAAGAAAAGAAGAUUAAAAGUUACAAGUCUGAUCAAGAUUUUUUUGAAAAGAAUUUUGCAGCAUUCAGUAGCAAAGAAGCCGAUAAUCCAAAAUCUAGUAUAAAGAAUGAAAGAAAAAGGCAGCAAGGCAAUAAAGGUGCAGAGAGGCCUAAAAGUGCACAGGAAAGAUCUGAAAAAAGUCAAAACCAGUAUAGGGAUUAUAGGCAUAGUCCAAGAGAAAAUAAACCUAAUUCUGAUUAUAGAGGGAAUAAGUAUGAUUCAAGAGAUGACAACAGAGAAAAUAAACAAAGUCAAAAAAAGAGGGAAAAUCGUCAGGAACAAAGAAAUAGUCCCAGAGACUACCCUAGUCAAUAUGACAGUAAUAAAAGACAUGAUCGCUAUGACGAUGAUAAAUAUAGGGCAGAUUACCCUAGUCAAUAUGACAGUAAUAAAAGACAUGAUCGCUAUGACAAUGAUAAAUAUAGGGCAUCUGCUAAGGAUAUCCUAAUAAGGAAAAUAGAAAAUAGUGCUAGUGAAAGAAAAACUGCUAACAAAAUAUCUAAUAAGUCGGAUAGUUUAAUAUCUCGGCGUGAUGCGGAGGCUAAAUUUAGGGAUAUAGAAGAGGAUAGGAGUCGUAAAGAUUCUGAAUCUGUGAGCGAGUAUAGUGAUCACGACUCAGGGAAAUGGACAUCUCAGGAUAAUUUAAGUGUUAAUGAAAAGGAAAGGAAAAACACAUCUAGUUAUAAUAAUUAUAGAGCAACAGGGAAUCAAGGCCAGCAGCCAUAUUAUAAGGGUCAGAAAAAGCCACGAGUUUUCAGAACGUCGUCAGGAAAAGUGGAUGAAAGUCAAAGAGCUCUGCUGAUUGAACAGCUGACUAUGGGGACCUACGAGUGUAUGGUGUGCUGUGAAACAAUCCGCGGACAGAAUGCAGUGUGGAGCUGUAAUGGAUGUUAUCACAUCUUCCAUCUCCGCUGUAUAAAAACCUGGGCCAGGUCCCCUACCGCCAGGGUGGAGGGGUCAGACAAUGGCUGGAGGUGCCCUGCUUGUCAGACCACAACAGAGAAAUUCCCAAACCAGUACAGGUGUUUCUGUGGAAAAGUCCGAGAUCCGGAGUGGAACAGAAUGGAGACUCCACACAGCUGUGGAGAGGUGUGCCGGAAAAUCCGCUCCAUCAACUGUAAACACAACUGUAACAUACUGUGUCACCCAGGACCCUGCCCUCCGUGUAACGCUGUGGUCCCCCGCCAUUGUCUGUGUGGGAAAACCAGUCAAUCCACGAAGUGCAGUAGUGUUGAGGUCUUCAGAUGUUCUAGUGUCUGUGACAAACAGCUGAACUGUGGUAAACACUUCUGUAAGGCUGUGUGUCAUGACGGCCAGUGUGAACCCUGUCAGGAGGUCAUCAAACAAGAGUGCUAUGGGAGUCAUGAAACAAGGGAGAUAACUUGUGGGAGCAGUGAGUCCUUUACAGAUUCUUUUUGCUGUGGAAAGACGUGUUCCAAGAAGCUGAACUGUGGAAACCAUGAAUGUAAGGAGGUGUGUCAUGAAGGCCCCUGUCAAUCGUGUCUGCUCCUCCCCGAGGUCAUAAAGACCUGUCCCUGUGGGGCCAGGGAUCUGAAAGACCUAGGAUCCACCCCCAGGCAGUCCUGUCUCGACCCCAUACCCACCUGUGGUAACAAGUGUGGGAAACCUCUGAAGUGUGGCCCAUCUAAGAAACCCCAUAUUUGUGAGCGGAAGUGCCAUGAGGGCCCAUGUGGACCAUGUGACCUGACAACAGAAAUGACGUGUCGCUGUACCAAGUUCAAAAAAGAGUUCCCAUGUACCGAAGUCAUGAAGCUACCAGAUCGAGUAUUUCUGUGUGAGAGGAAAUGUAACAAGCUACGAUCCUGUCAAAGACACAAGUGUGGACAACAUUGUUGUGUGUCAGAGGAUCACCCUUGCUCAUUAAUCUGUGGGAAGAAGCUGCCCUGCGGUCUACACAAGUGUGAAGAACUCUGUCACCGAGGAAAAUGUCCACCUUGUCUGAUGGCCAGUUUUGAUGAGCUGACUUGUCGCUGUGGGGCGGAGAUCAUGUAUCCCCCGAUUCCCUGCGGGACGAAGCCUCCAGAAUGUAAACAGAUUUGUAGCCGGGUCCAUUCCUGUGAUCAUGAAAUCCAUCAUCGCUGUCACAGUGAUGAGAAUUGUCCCCCUUGUACGUUCCUAACAGAGAAAUGGUGCAUGGGAAAACAUGAGCUCAGAAAGAAUAUUGCUUGUCACCGUGACAACAUUUCAUGUGGGUUACCCUGCAACAAAGUGUUACCAUGCCAACAACACAAGUGUACAAAAGUCUGUCACAGUGGUCCCUGUCAGACAGAGGGGGAGAAAUGUAAACAACCGUGUCAAAUAAAACGGGAAAACUGUGACCAUCCAUGUGCAAAUCCCUGUCACUAUGGCAACCCAUGCCCAGCCAAUCCAUGCAAAGCAAAGGUUAAGAUCAAGUGUAGCUGUGGAAACAGAGAGGCGACAGUCUCCUGUCAAUCAUUGGAUAGCCCAGAGUUCAAAAGUAUGCAGACACUAGCCACGCCUCUGGGUUCAGGACAGAGUGUUGAUAUUUCUCAUCUGACCUCACAGAAAAAGGCCAGAAAACAAAAAGUGCUGGAAUGUGAUGCUGAUUGUGCUCUGAUUGAGAGAAAUCGACGACUCGCCUUGGCCCUAGAGAUCAAAAACCCUGACCUACAGGCCAAGCUGGGCAGCCCCUCCUACUCCGAAUUCCUCAGGGAUUUCACCAAAAAAAAUCUUCAUAUUGUGUCAAGUGUGGAGAAAAGUUUCAAUGAUUUGGUACAAAAUGCCAAAAAGGCAAAACAAGCCUAUCGAUCUCAUUCCUUCCCGUCAAUGAACCGUGACCAGAGACGACUGAUCCAUGAAUUGGCCGAGUGUUACGGGUGUGAGACCCAGAGCUACGAUUACGAACCCAAUAAAAAUGUCGUCGCAACUGCUUACAAAGACAAGUGUUGGUUACCCACCGUGACCUUGACUGCUUAUGUACAGAGGGAAAUGCAUCCCAAGGCUCCAACUCCCAUCCCCCACAGACACAAUGAAACAGAAAUCAGAGAAUCUGCCCUGGCUGCCAAGCAGAGUUUUGAGGUGUUGAAGGAUAAACCUAUUGAAACAGUACAGAGGUCCAACAACUCAAAGGACAAGGCCAGUGGCUCUAAAGUGAUCGAUUAUUUUGACUUUUCUACACAAUAAAACAUAUUGCCCUCUCUAUCUGAAAAUGACUUUUCAACACCGUAAGACAUGCCCUCUAUAUUGGAAGAUGCUGACUUGUCAACACAAUAAGACAUAUUGCCCUCUCUAUCUGAAGAUUCUGAAAUUUAUUUUAGGGAUUUUUUUGUUUGUUUGCUGAAACAUUUUUUGUUCAUCUAUAUGCAAAUCAUGGAUUUUUGUUUACUUUUAUGUUUUUUUUGAAAGAAUUUUUAUUCAAAUUUCUCCUAC
Messenger RNA from Saccostrea cuccullata (small rock oyster), 4322 nucleotides. Its product is annotated as transcriptional repressor NF-X1-like. Lineage: Eukaryota; Metazoa; Mollusca; Bivalvia; Ostreida; Ostreidae. Gene Ontology annotation, biological process: negative regulation of transcription by RNA polymerase II. Gene Ontology annotation, molecular function: DNA-binding transcription factor activity, RNA polymerase II-specific; RNA polymerase II transcription regulatory region sequence-specific DNA binding; zinc ion binding. Gene Ontology annotation, cellular component: nucleus. The record is from RefSeq and is a predicted model, not a curated record.